AUGGCUCCUACAGGUAACAACAAACCGUAUUUUGUGUGGGAGGAGGAGUUAAUCGAAUCACUGAAGAUGUCCGAAAGUUCGUGGGAAGAUACUCUGGCUCGAUUCAACAAUUCUGUUGCUCCUGACCGGCAGCGAACUCUGGGAGGAUUAAAGGCCAAGUUCACACAAAUACAACAAACACGGAACGCUGCCACAGAGAGUGAUGUGGUAGAGGUGAGUCAUUCGAUGGGAUUCAUUAUUUUGGUGCUGACAUGCAUUUAUAUCGAGGCCGAUAUUAACUCGGACACCACGCUUGAGUCAACUCGCGAAGGCACUCCUGAAGAACCUCCGUUAGACGCUUCUGGAACUGAGACCGACGAUUCCCCAGUAAAUGCAAGCUGCGAGUGGACUACUGAUGGGUUGGAUGCCGCACUCUCUGAACCAACCGAUUCUGAUGCACUUGAUCAGAACAUCAGGCUUCCAUCGACCGAGGUCAUCUUCAAAUAUGACGUUUUCCGUCCCUCCGGUGAAUUCAAUGAGGACUUUUACCUGCAAGUGGUUGAGGAUGCUGCAGGUGGUGUUCAGGCUAUGAGGCUCUCCAAUGCAUCGGUCAUUUGA
Uncinocarpus reesii 1704 is the source of this 597-nucleotide messenger RNA. RefSeq lists its product as uncharacterized. The transcript has 2 exons. NCBI's taxonomy places the organism in Eukaryota, Fungi, Ascomycota, Eurotiomycetes, Onygenales, Onygenaceae. The coding region runs from base 1 to 597 and encodes 198 amino acids. The record is from RefSeq and is a predicted model, not a curated record.